CCCACUUGUGGGCAUCCCAGUCCCGUGGAGCAUGGAACAGCGCCAAGCACUCUGAAAGCAUAGUAUUCUGCUUGGCGGGCUGCCCCCUCUGUACUCUCGGCAGCCUUCGAGUUGUGCACCUGUAUGGCCGACCCAUCCAUCGGCGGCGGCCGUGAUGUGUGGGCCAGCACCGCGAUGCUCGAGGCGACGCGGGCCGAGCGCGCGCGCCACGCGGCGUCGUGCCGCGACGCCGCGGGGGCCAUCGCGGCGGCCGCGGCGAGACGGGGCCUCGCGCCCAUGGCGCCGCUCGGCCGCGUCGCAGCGCUGCGCGCGGCCCUGACGCGGCUGGGCCUCGACGACGGGGAACUCGCGUCGGAGGAGACGCUCGCGGCGGCGCUGGGGGACUGGGCUCUGCAGCACGCCGACCGGAACGUCGCCGACGACGGCCCGCACAUCGGCGCCGGCGACGCGGACGACCAGGACCUGCUCGCCGCCGCGGCUAUCUUCGACGUGCGCGUCGUCGUGGUCUCCGCCGCUUGCGAGACGCCGCUCGUCUACGAUUUAGGCAACGAGGACGACGAGGCGGUCGUGGUCCUCGGCCACGGCGGCGGCGCCGCCUACUGCGAGCUCGCCCCGAAGCACGUCCCGAAGUCUCACGCGCGGCGGCUCCACGCCGCGGCCUACGCGGCGCUCGUGGCGCAGCAGCACGCGCCCGCCGCGGCCCUGCGCUGCGUCCUGUGCGGCGCGGUGCGGCCGCGCGCGGGGCCGCCGUCGACGAAGCCGCCGCCGCUCGACGAGGCGACGCCGGCGGACCCGGACGCGCUCGCGAAGCUUCGAGCCGCCAUCGACGCGCGCGCCGCCGACGUCGAGUCCUGCGAAGCCGCGCUCCGGGAGAGCGAAAAUGACGCGUUCGCGGCGACGUUCGGCGGCUCCGGCGGCGACCCGGCGCUCGCCUCGGCCGCGGCGGUCGCGCGGCGGUACGCGCUCCGGGCCGCGCGCGCCGAGCUCGAGGCCUCGAAGGCCGCCGCGGCGGUCACAGAACUACGGCGCGACCUCGCCGAGGCGCUCGCGCGCGAGGCGGCAUUACGAGCGGCGCAUGCUGGGGCAUCAUAA
This is a messenger RNA of Pelagomonas calceolata, 1092 nucleotides long. The record is from the annotation of a GenBank genome assembly. Lineage: Eukaryota; Pelagophyceae; Pelagomonadales; Pelagomonadaceae.